AUGAGCAGCCAACAUUUAGGACAGCCCAAACAAAUACAUGAAAGAAACAGAUCAACUUCAUUCUCUAAACUUUUAAGCAGUAAACCGUGGCGGAAGAUUUCAAAUACAAAUAAUACUGCCGAUUACAGUACGAACCAUACUCCUAAUACAAGUAAUGAUAACACUACAACGUCUUCAUCAAAUAAUAGCAGCCAUUUGAAUCUAUAUCCUUCAAGAAUACAACAACAGCAAGAUGAAGAUGAAACAGCCGUAAGGUCAAGAUCACCAAGUUACGGUAAUGUAUCCAGAUUGUCUAAAUUUAAAAGUAUUUUCUAUAAUACUACUACUGCAACCACUAUUACUACUACGACGACGACUACCGUAUCAUCGGCAAAUUCUAAUAAGACAAGAUAUAUGUCACCCAUGACCCCUGUAAAUUUUGAAGGUAACCAUAUAUCAAACAAUAGACAAGAAAUGGAACAAGAAGAGUCUUUUGAAGAGCAGUUAUUUCCUGAAUCACCAAAAUUGGCACAUUUGGCAAAUCAUUUCUUAGAUCAAUCAGAACUGGCUAAUGGUCCACUACCCAAAAAUGAUAAAUUUAUUUCUGCACAUACCUCUACAAGGAAUAGUCACGAAAACAACUUAAAGCAAAAUCGUAGGAGGUCACCUUCAACUCCAAUAAUGCCUAGUCAUUUGAUCUCCUCUUCUCCUUCCUCAUCACAUAAUUCAAGAACGAAUGAACCAAUGGUCCAUGAAAAUCUUCGUCUUACCAAACCAAAUGCAAAUACGAUACGGAUUAUAAACAAUUUGAGUAAUAUUUCUUUAAACAAUAUAAAAGAAAACGAAGAAAUGGGAAACCUGACUGAUCCUUCAAGAAAUCAUGGUUUUCAUAAAGAUACCGAUAAUGAUUCGUUUAUUUCUGCUUCAGAACGUCUUGAAAUUCCAGCUUCACCCUUUAGGAAUGGAUCAAUGACAAAAUCUACAAAUAAUGCUAACGACGAUAUUAAUGAAUCAACAGAUCCGCAACCAUUCCCGUCAAUCAUUCUCAAAACUGAGGAUAAUGAUGAAGUUGAAGAUGAACAAGGAGAUACUACGACACCAACACCAUUACCUCCCCCUUUUUCCUGUUCUCCAAGACCUCAAGGGAUAAAGGGCAAGAAACGACAAUCAACAAUCAGAAGAACGACGUCUGAAAUGGAUACAAUUCCAACAUUUCCGCAAUCGGCAAGCGCAUCAUCAUCAUCAUCGCAACAAAACAGCUUCACAGCAAACAUUAAGACAAAAACGAAUAGAAGUACAAGUAAUUUAUUUGUCCCACCUCCAAGGAUAAACCACCCUGAAGUGGAACAUGAAGAAGGAAACAUCGAUACUGGACCUAAGAGGUCACACCGGUUAAGAACCAAAUCCUUCAGUAAUAAAUUCAAAGAUAUAACAGUAAGUCCUCAAUCUUUCGAGAAGAUAAAAUUAUUAGGAAGAGGUGAUGUCGGCAAAGUUUACCUAGUGAAGGAAAAGAAUACCAACAGAUUAUACGCGUUAAAGAUUUUCUCCAAAGCUGAAAUGAUUAAAAGAAAGAAAAUAAAAAGAGUUCUUGCGGAACAAGAAAUUUUAGCCACCAGUAAUCAUCCUUUCAUUGUAACAUUAUAUCAUUCUUUCCAAACUGAAGAUUAUGUUUAUUUUUGUAUGGAAUAUUGUAUGGGAGGUGAAUUCUUUAGAGCCUUACAAACUAGGAAGACUAAAUGUAUUUGUGAAGAAGAUGCAAAAUUUUAUGCAAGUGAAGUCACUGCCGCGUUGGAGUAUCUGCAUCUCUUGGGGUUCAUUUAUAGAGAUUUAAAACCUGAGAAUAUCUUAUUGCAUAAAUCGGGUCAUAUUAUGCUUUCUGAUUUUGAUUUAUCUGUUCAAGCUAAGGAUGCCAAAAUACCGGUCAUGAAGGGAAUGGAUGAGUCUACAAUUAUAGACACAAAGAUCGUUUCCGAUGGAUUUAGAACUAAUUCAUUUGUUGGUACAGAAGAAUAUAUUGCACCAGAAGUUAUUAGAGGUAAUGGACAUACUGCCGCAGUAGAUUGGUGGACAUUGGGUAUAUUAAUCUAUGAGAUGUUAUUUGGUAUGACGCCAUUUAAGGGAUCUAACUCUAAUGAAACGUUUUCAAAUAUUUUGAAAAAUGAUGUUAGUUUCCCCAAUAAUAAUGAUAUUUCAAGGAAUUGUAAAGAUUUAAUUAAGAAAUUACUUUGUAAAAAUGAAAACAAAAGGUUGGGUUCCAAGUUAGGGGCUGCAGAUAUUAAGAGACAUCCAUUUUUCAGGAAAGUUCAAUGGUCAUUUUUAAGGAAUCAGGAACCUCCAUUGAUACCAAUGUUAUCAGCGAAUGGUUGUGAUUUUACAAAAUUAUCCUCUAAUAAAAAGAAUAAGAAUAAGGUCAAAGAUAACAAAAAAAAUGAGACUAAUUCGAAGGGACUUGAUAUCGAUCCACUAGAAGAGCAAGAGCGAUCGAUGUUUUUAGAGAAAGUCGAAUGUGACGACGAAGUCUCAGAAGAAGAUCCCUUCCAUGAUUUCAAUUCAAUGAGCCUGAUGAAACAAGAUAACAAUUCAUUGAUUUAUGUGGAUAGCGAUUCAUAUGGUAAAGUAUCGUAUACUCCUAAUAAGACGAGGUCAAGAAGUAAUAGUCAUCGUACAUUCUUCAAGAGAUAA
Molecule: messenger RNA, 2661 nt
Organism: Naumovozyma dairenensis CBS 421
Lineage: Eukaryota; Fungi; Ascomycota; Saccharomycetes; Saccharomycetales; Saccharomycetaceae
Gene: FPK1
Product: serine/threonine protein kinase FPK1
Exons: 1
Coding region: 1-2661 (886 amino acids)
Biological process (GO): protein phosphorylation
Cellular component (GO): plasma membrane; cytoplasm; nucleus
Molecular function (GO): protein serine/threonine kinase activity; ATP binding
Source: RefSeq, a predicted model, not a curated record